Molecule: messenger RNA, 1662 nt
Organism: Triticum turgidum subsp. durum (durum wheat)
Lineage: Eukaryota; Viridiplantae; Streptophyta; Magnoliopsida; Poales; Poaceae
Source: the annotation of a GenBank genome assembly
AUGGACCGGCUGGUGAUCCCGGAGCCGACGAACGAGGUGGUGGUGCGGGUGGAGCCGGGGCGGCCGGCCAAGGGGGAGCUGACGCUGCGCAACGCCAUGCACACCAUGCCCGUCGCCUUCCGCCUGCAGCCGGCCGUGAGGGGCCGCUUCGCCGUGCGCCCGCACACCGGGAUCCUGGCGCCGCUCGCCGCGGUCACCGUCGAGGUGCUCUACAUGGCCUCGGAGGCGCCCGACGGGCCUGGCGGGGGAGGCAGCCGCGGGGAGGACGCCUUCUUGCUGCACAGCGUGGUGGCGCCCGGCGCCUCGGUCAGGGAGCCCGUCUCUGCGCUGGACUCCGUGAACCCUGAGUGGUUCUCCGCGAGGAAGAAGCAGGUGUUCGUGGACAGCGGCAUCCGGGCGUCCUUCGUGGGCGCCGAGGUCGCGGCGCGCCUCGUCGCCACCGGGGCCGUCGAGGCGCUCAGGGAGGUGCUCGACCGCAGCGACCCCGCGUGGCGCGCCGCGGACGCCGAGGACGAGUCCGGGAGCACGCUGCUCGACCUCGCGGUCGGCCUCGGCCGCGCGGACAUCGUCCAGGUGCUCCUCGAGUACGGCGCCGACGCCGACAAGCCCAGCCGCGGGAGGACACCCCUCGAGAUUGCUGCGGCGUCCGGCGAGUGCCUCAUCGCGGAGCUCCUCCUCGCCAACGGAGCCAAGCACGCCGGCUCCGACGCGCUCCACGUGGCCGCCGCGGCCGGACACGACGAUGUCUUGAAGCUGCUUCUCGGAAAGCCCGCGUCUGCUUCUCCCCGCUCAUCCUCCUCCUCCGCUUCCUUCUCCGGUUCCUUCACCUCCAUCGACGCGGCGGGGAGGGAGGGCAAGACACCUCUGCGGCUGGCGGCGGAGGGUGGCCGGCGGGAAGCGGUGAAGGCGCUCCUCGCGGCGGGCGCGAGGGCCGACACGAGGUGCAGCACGGACGGCGGCACCGCCCUCCACGCCGCGGCAAGGCGGGGCGACGAGGCCGUCGCCCGGCUGAUCCUGGCGCACGGCGUGGCCGGCACGGCCUCGGUGCGCGACGCGAAAGGCAAGACGGCCUACGAAACCGCGGCCGAGGAGGGCCACACCGGGCGGAUCAUGGACUUCCUAGGGCUCGGCGAGGCGAUCCUGGCGGCCGCGCGGAAGGGUGAGGCCCGGGCCGUCCGUCGGGCCGCGGACGGCGGCGCGUCCGUGGAAGGGCGGGACGCGCACGGGUGGACACCGCUGAUGCGCGCCGCGUUCAAGGGGCGCGCCGACGCGGUGCGCGACCUCAUCGAGCGGGGCGUCGACGUGGAGGCGUGCGACGCCGAGGGCUACACGGCGCUGCACUGCGCCGCCGAGGCGGGGCGCUCGGACGUGGUGGACAUCCUCCUAAAGGCCGGGGCCAACGCUAGGGCAGCAACGGCGAAGGGGAGGACGGCCGCGGCAUCUGCAGCGGUGACAGGCAAGGCCAAGGUGGUGCGGCUGCUUGAGAAGGCUGGCGGGGUCGGGCGGAAGGGUGCCAGCGAGAAGGCGUCGUCGGCGGUGGCCAAGGGCGGGAGCAUGGACAGGCGACGGAGGGGGAGGAAGGGGAGCAGCGGCGCCAUACGGUUCGGUGGCGGGAAGGAGGGGUACGAAGCCGCCACGGUCACCGUCGGGUGGUCCCACUAG